Diorhabda sublineata is the source of this 7582-nucleotide messenger RNA. RefSeq names its product MPN domain-containing protein CG4751-like. Gene Ontology annotation, cellular component: BRISC complex; BRCA1-A complex. Lineage: Eukaryota; Metazoa; Arthropoda; Insecta; Coleoptera; Chrysomelidae. Gene Ontology annotation, biological process: double-strand break repair. The coding region runs from base 533 to 2758 and encodes 741 amino acids. The record is from RefSeq and is a predicted model, not a curated record. Gene Ontology annotation, molecular function: metallopeptidase activity; polyubiquitin modification-dependent protein binding. The transcript is spliced from 9 exons.
GUCAAUGCUGUCAGAAAACCAAGAGUGUUAGAAUUAGGGUUGAAUAAUUUUAAAGAAGACAUCGAAUUUAUGGAAAAAUUAAUUUUCAAAAUUCAUUUAUUGUGAAUAACUUCUCCUAAUUUCUACUAAAAUACACUAUAUUAAUGUUAUUGAAGUUUUUAUAUCUCGGAAAAAUAUUGAAAGCUUGAAUAUCAAAGAUGUGCUACUUCCUGUUAUGAUUGGCUUGCGUUUACCUCUCUUAAAAGCCACAAAAACCUUGACUAAAUUGACACAUUCUUUCUUAAAUGUCGAGAGUGUAAUCAAUCUCAAGAAACUCAUUUAUGUCCUUUUCUAAAUAAAUGAAACAAGAGGAAACAAAAAUUGGGAGGUAAAACCGAUGCAAGAACGGAUCACGCCCGUUGUCAGUUGUUAUCAUUUGGCAUGUUGACAAGGCAAACUAAAAAUAUUUAAUGAUAAACGUUUGUUUAUGUGUAAAUAAAUGUUUAGUGGUCAAUUUCGAACGUCUUAGGGAUUUUCGAAUUCCUGAAUAAAGAUGCAGUCACAGCUUGAAGCAGCAUUAUUAGGUCAAACUUCUCAAAGCAAUAACCAAGAUGUGGAUGAAAACAAAGACAAUAAUUCUCAAGGAAAAGAAAAUGAAGAGACGGAAGAAAUUGAGAAGUCGGGAAUGAGAGUAAAUGGUCGAAUUAAGUCACCUUCAAUACAGACGGACAAGGAAAGUGUAGAAGCUGCAAAAAUUCAGCCUAUAAAACCACCGGCGCCGCCAGUUUUUGGCAGGGAGUCUAAUAACAGGACAGUAACACUGCAGAAUUUACUUUCUGCAGGUAUUUUGCAGCCCGGUCCUGGGGCUAUGACAAUAGAGUAUUUGGGUCAAAAAUUCGUUGGUGAUCUUCUUGAAGACGGAAAAAUCCGUAGUCAAGAAACGAAUACGGUUUUUGCUUCGCCCAGUGCUUGGGCAAUAGCUUGUAAGAGGUUCAUUAAUCCCGAUAAAAAAUCCGGUUGCGGUUGGGCUUCUGUGAAAUAUAGAGGGAAAAAAUUGGAUGCUUUCAAGAACGUGUGGUACAAAAAGAAGAAAGAAGAAGACGAAAAACAGGAAAAGCUAAUGAAAGAGAAAGAAGCCGCUAAUAUGGAACAGUUACUGCAAAGAAGCAUGAUGAAUUCCAUGAUGUAUCAACGAAUGGUAUUGAAGCACAAUACCAUCACAAAUAGAACAAUUACACACGACACAAAUACAAUGAUAGAAUGCGUGCCAUUUUCGAACUUAGGAAAAUUACAACCCUUCUUAAUCACCAUGACAACAAAUUCGGCGUUUCUAAUGGAUUUUCAUUGUCAUUUAACAAAAUCUGAAGUGUCCGGUUACCUGGCCGGCAGUUGGGAACCCAGUACCCAAAAUUUAUAUGUGAAACGAGCGUUUCCUUGUCGAUGCACGAAAAAAGACAGGACGAAUUCUCGGUACGUGGAAACCGAAAUAAAAAGAACGAUGGAAAGAGAAAAACUUUCGUUGGUAGGAUGGUAUCAUUCUCAUCCCACCGCCGCAGCAGCACCGACAUUACGAGACAUCGACGCUCAACUAGAGUACCAAAUUAAAAUGAAAGGUGUUAAAGAUAACAGUUAUACACCUUGCAUAGGAGUUAUAAUAUCUCCAUAUAAUUACGAUACCCCAUCAUUGGAAUCGAGUAUAGUAGCCUAUUGGGUCGUACCGCCUCCAGAAUCCAAACCGAACGAAUACGGUCGACCGAUGCUUAUGUCAUACAGUGUGAUUCAAGAUUCGGUUGUUUCUCCUCAUAUAAAAGACGAAAUGAAAAAGUGCAUCGAAUAUUAUAAAAAAGAGACUGACUAUAUAAAUUUUACAGACGUUUAUAUGGGAACGACGUGCUACGUUGACAAAUUAAGGACUACUCUAAUGUCUAAAUUCCCUCGAGAAGAAUCAGAAACUUCUCUUUGGAAAUUUAUAAAAGAACUUUUAGGUUUACCCGUGGAAGAAAAAGAACCUUUGAUAAGUAUACCGACCGUAUCGAAACCUAGCCAGUUUUUCCAUACUUUCACACCCCCACCGUCUAAUUACAUGUUACCUUCCGAUAUAUCGAGUAUGUUGUAUAAUUCCGGCAAGUUUCCCACCGCCACGAGUCUACUAGGUCUACCGGAUCCGAUGGCGCAUAGUACGCUAGCGGCUAACAAUAUGUUUUUACAAAGUAAUUAUUUUAAAAUGCAAGAUAUGUUUAAAUCGUUUUCGUCCGAAGCUCAUCUACCUCCACCGCCAGUUCCUCCACCUCAAAGAAUGAGAAGCGACAAGGCGCAUCCGACUAGCAGCGCCACUUUGGGAGCCCCGUCGACUUCUUCGCCGAAACUACCAUCCGAAACUAGAACGAAAAAGAAUCACUACCACAAAUCAAAACGGGAAUAUCCCCAACAUGAAUUCACCAUGCCCAAGAUACCCAAAGAAGGAUUUUCGAUGACUGAUUACAUAUCUUCGUUGGGAAAGGCUACGGUGACGAAACCGGAGUUUUUAAUGCCCGAUUUGAGUAGUAUAAACAAACAUCUGAACGAAUUUAGUUUAAGUAUGGGUAGGAAAAAAGAUUACGGCGAAAAACCGUCUAAAAUACCGAAAUUGAAUUAUUCCAGCGGUACGCUAGAUUUGAGUUUUACGAAAAAACCUCCUACCUCUUCAUUUAUUUCGGACGUACCGACAGAUCUUACCGUCAGUACGAGCAAAAGGGUGAAUGAAGGUGAAAGUAAACCGUUGAAUCUAAGCGCGGGGUAGUUAGUAGGAUAUAAGACGAUUGUUUUCAGGUUUAAAUGCUCUAAGACGGUUGAGUGUGUUAUUGACAGAUGACGGCCUUUUUUCUGGUUUUAAUGAGAUCUGGUGGGGUAUAGGAAAUGAUGGUUGAACAGACGAUAGCGAACGGUUAGAUAAAAUAUUGUAAAAAAUAAAUACGGAAACCGAUAAGUAAAUAUAUUUUUUAGUAACAUCCCUUUAAUAAUGAGAUAAGUUCGGUGUAUUCAAAUCUAGUAACGGAUAUUUAUACUGUGAAGCGGAGGGGAAAUCUCUAUCUACUAGUGUGCAGCUGGAAUACACUAAAACCCACUCUACUCAUAUCUCCUGUAAACUUGCACUCCCUCGCAGUAUCCGCCGUCAGGCAUUACUUUCUAGCAGAGGCAUUAGCUGAUUUGCUUUUGAUAGUUUCCUCACGUCUUCCAAAUGAUGCUGAUUAAUCUGAGGUUCAGGAUUCUUCUUGUUCCCUUACUUCAUUGUCUUCUAGUGCAUCAUUCGGUCGUUUUCUUCUUUCGACAUCUUCCGAUCAUACUUAAAACAGUUACUGUAACAUUUUUUGAAACAAUGAUAACUACCAUCUUAAAUUAUUUCCAGUUAUACAGGAUGUCUCAAAAGCAGUUAAACCAAUCAAAUAUAUAAUUUUUUUUAAUGAAUCGUUCUAUAUUUAAUUCAUGCUUCCCCCAAUCGUUGCUGGUUAAUUUUGGGAUCAGGAUGAUAAGUUGUACUUUGUUUUCUUUUUCUCACUUCUUCUUCCUACUGCAUCAUCUGGUCGUCUUCUUUUUUCAAUAUCUUCCGGUUAUACUUAUACAGAGUGAGUGUAUUUAUACGGUCUCUAAUGGGCGACUGGUGACAUUUUUUGAAACACCAAUUAUAACUACCAUCUUAAAUUGUUUCCAGUCAUACAGGUUGUUUCAAAAGUAGUUAGACGAACCAAAUAUACGAUUUUUUUAAAUGGAAUGUUCUAUAUUUGAUUCCAUUAUUGAAAAAAAGUUUUAUAGUUCUUGAAGUAUUCAAUUUUUUUGGUGAAAUGAAAGUUAUUUGAUAGGGGGUAUGAAAUAGCCUCUCUACCCAUUUUUUUCUCUUAUAUUGUCAUGCAGUUCCAUGUGGUUUAUCCUUUGGGAUGACGGGACUAAUGUAAAAUGAUCUAUAUCAAAUGUUCACUCAUUUUACUAUCUAAAUUAUUAAUUUAAUAGGUUAUACGUGUACAUUUUGUUUUCUACAACUUAUCAUGCUCUUGCUUCUCCUCUUUUAUAUAAAGCUAUCAUAUAGAUGUAUAUUCCUAAUAUUUUAUAUGGUCUUCUCAUGAAUACUAGAAUCUUCAGGUCAGGAAUUUCUACUACUUCUAUGUGUAUUUUGCGUUCUUCUAACUAUUCGAGUUUAUCUUGUAUAAUACUAACACUAACAGGUGUUUCUUCAUUUAUUGAGCUACUUAGAGACUUUGGUAAUGUUCACGAAAUACCAUUAUUGGUGGUAAAAAAUUAUUCGAUUCAACAAGUAGCUGAUUGUAUUCCCAGUUCAUUACUUGUUUCAGAAUUAACUUUUUUGGUAAUUAUUUUUCUGGGCUUCUGUACAGUGGUAGUUUCAGUCUCAUCGAAUUUUAAGUUGUUUGUGCCAUUCCAAACCUACAUUUUUAUUAUCGUGCUAAAAUUCUGGAAGUUCCAUAUUAGCUACUACCAGUUCGUAUGCCCGAACACCUUUUUUGAUUUACCAUAGCUACUUUAGUACACUGGAUUUCAUAUUCAGCUACGCUAUUUUCUUGAACCUUGAACUAUAAUUUUUAGUGAACUUCAUCUCCAAAGUUUUUCCUUUCUUAAACGUAUAUAUACAGUGUUGGAAAUUUAACCCCAGUUCUUUCUGCUACUUUUUUAGUAAGUUUUUCUUCGAUUACUAAAUUCUAUUGGAGUUUCAUUGUAAAAAUUUUCAUUCGACAAUGAAACUUUUCCCUACAUUUACCACCAAGGUUAGGUUAAAUAAUUGAAUAGUUUAAAUUAAUGAGAUGAUAAAUUAAUCAUUAGAAGACAAUUUAUCGUUUAGAAAAAAAAUACCCCAUACAGAACGAGGCAUUUAAGUAUCCGGUGCUACUUGUUAAAUGGAUGUUAUUCCGAUCACCAUUUUUUCUAUCAGCCUAAUAUUGUUACUCCGAAUAGAAUUGGAAAAUCUAUUCGAAUAAAACCCAAACACGUUUAAUUGAAUUUACAAAUUGAGGAAAGUAUCGGUUUCCGUUUUAUAUAAAUUUUUCUCCCAGAGAAACGAAAGUUUAUUUUUGUAGAAAUGACUACUGCUUUUUUUUUAAAUAUAGUUGGGAGAUAAACGAAUUUCAGUCUCUUUAUCCACCAACUAAAGCGUUAAACUUGAAUUUUUAUUUACCUCUCUAUAAUACUAAAUGUUCUUUGAAAUUAAACAUCAGUAUUAGUAUCACAAACAAAAUUUUCGAGAGGAAACUGGCGUUGUAAAUAAGAUGAGUUUUCGACUUUUUUGAUAUUAUAUCUGUUUGAAUGGUAUUAUAAAUAAUAAAACCCAUUUCAAUUAUUAAAAAUUUGUAUGUAUUUGAUUAGGGUGAAUUAUACAAAGGUUUUCCUUGGUAUUAGAUCUGUUCAGAUGUUAUAAGAAAUAAUAUAAACACUUUAUUUUAUCAACAAUCACAUUUCUAGCCCUUUCUCCUCAUUUUUGUAUGUUAUUGUAGUGAAAUAUUUUGAUUAGUUGCUAUUCAAAACCCUUUUUUGGUAAAAAUCUUACACCUGCUACGUUAAUCCUUCACCUAACAUCUUCUAGUCCUUUCUCCUCGUUUUUUUUUCUUUUUCGUUGUAUUAAAAUAUUUUGGUUGUACUGAAGAUUAGUUACUAACCAAAUGUUUUUUGAUAUUAGAUCUGUUUAAAUUUUAUUAUAAAUAAUGAAAACCCCUUUUUUAUCAACAACCCCACUUUUGCUACAUUAAUACUUUACACAAUCUCUUCUACUCCUUUUUCCUCAUUGAUGUUGGUCACUGUAUUAAAAUCUUUUGAUUGGUUGCUAUCCAAAUGUUUUUUUCCACUAAAUCUAUUUAAUUAGUAUUAUAAGUAAUUAAAACCCUUUUUUGACAAAAAUCUUACACCUGUCAUGUUAAUCAUUCAGCUAACCUUUUCUAGUCCUUUUUCCUCGUUGUUGUUUGUCACUGUAUCAAAAUAUUUUGAAUAAUAAUUAAAAAAUCGUUUUUAAAACUGCCCUGUAUUUAUAAGGAAUAGUGCAAAGUGCUACUGGUAAUUAAAAAACUUUUGUAAUAAAAAAAGGUCGAGUCUACCUAUUCAAAGAAUUGUAUUUAACUUUUUGGACUAUCAGCUCUUUAAAUUAUUAUACAUAAUUCGGGUCCACCUUGUACGUUAUUAAUUAAUGUUUCGAGUGAUCAAUGGUACUUUAAUUUAUAUUUAUAUCGUACUUUUCUAAGUCCUAACAUUUUGUUACAUGCCACUUGAUGAAUAUGACAAGAAUAAUGGUACUAAUUUAUUAAAUUUUAUAUAUUCUUAUCGGUUCUUGUCAAUUGUGCAAAAUUUUGGAUUUAUCUAGUCGUGGGUAAAGUCAAGAGAUCCUGUUACAUGAUAUCUUGGUAUUGAUAUUGGCACUAAUUAAUUCAAUUAUCAAAUUCGGCACUUGUGUAAAUUGAAUCGAUAUGUGCAAAAUGUUAGGCUUUUGACAAAAAAAAUUGAACUGAAUUUUUGUUUAUUUGAGUUAUUGUUGAAAAAUUUUUGCAGUACAAGGGAGAAAAAGACUUGAUACAAAGCAACUUAAUGCAUGGCAAAAGAAAUUUGUAAACCUCUUCUUUCUUUCACAAUAGUUUUGUAGCCUUUUCAUUCUUCGAUAUCUUUUCUUAUCUUGAUUCUGGGUUGUCCCUCCACCUGUUUCGUGGUCGACCUCUACUCCUUAUCUGAUUAGAAAUCAGUAAACUUGAAUAUUUAUAGUACAUUGGUCUUUCUGCACCUUCGAAACUAUGUUGUAACCUAUUAUAUAUGGUACGGGGACUUUUUUAAAUUUCCUCUCUUUUAAUAAUAUUUUCCACAAAUUCUUCGUUCAUUGUUUUUUUUUAAUUAUUAACAAAAAACUAAAAAAAUAUUCACAAUUCCAAUAAAAAAGUUUUCAAUACAUUUUUCCAGACAUUAUUGCAGAUAAUCUGAUCUACAACACAAACUGUAAGUUGAGAACACAUCUUAUAAAUAAUAUAUUUUCUCUCAUAGUUGUCAAAAUUUAAUUAAUGAGUACCAUGUGAUGUACAGGUAUUUAGGUUGUGUGUACAGUGCCCAGUCUCCAUUAAUUUCGGUAUUUUAACUAUUUUUACUUAAAGCAGUUUUCAAGGGUAUUUAUUUUGUAUUAUAUUUUUAUAUGUUUGCCUUUUAAGGAUUCAACUUUUACUUAUAAACAAAUUGAAUUCAGUCUAUUGAUUUUUUAAAUCCUAUUGACUGCGCCAAUUGAUUUAUUCUCUUGUAAAAUAUUAAUAAUCUAAUUCACAUUUUAUUUAGAGGGUGUUGUUUAUAAAUAGUUUUUUGUGUGAAAUAAAAUUAUUUAUAACUUUUUUUUUAUAUUUAAAAAAGUUUGUAAUGGUGAAAAUAAUUCGAAUAAAUACCCUGAUAAUUUUAAAAUCCACUGUAUAGAGAUGUUUAUUAACUUAAUGUAUUAUAAUUUUUAUGUGAUAUUUUUAACUAUAUUUAUUAUUUUUUUUUAUUUUUACAGAGACUGAAUUUUAUGUGUUUGUACAUGUUUUAAUUUAUGUCACACAUUUUGUAAUAUGGCUUUUUUACCGAAUUUUUAUAGAUUGUAUAUAAAAUUGAAAAUACAUUUUUUAUU